This is a messenger RNA of Hippocampus comes (tiger tail seahorse), 1158 nucleotides long. It is a transcript of the gene pigl, whose product is annotated as phosphatidylinositol glycan anchor biosynthesis, class L. Gene Ontology annotation, molecular function: N-acetylglucosaminylphosphatidylinositol deacetylase activity. Gene Ontology annotation, cellular component: endoplasmic reticulum. The transcript has 7 exons. Lineage: Eukaryota; Metazoa; Chordata; Actinopteri; Syngnathiformes; Syngnathidae. The record is from RefSeq and is a predicted model, not a curated record. Bases 35 to 835 code for a protein of 266 amino acids.
GGACACGGUUUGUUUAUGAGUACGGUGAAAAAUAAUGUUCCUGUGGUUGGUUGUAAUUGUAUUUGUGACGUACAUAGUUUGCUUAAAAUGCAUUUAUUAUCGACAUCGGCGACAUUUAAAACAUGGACUCAAUGCUUUCACCAGCUUGGAAUCACCUGGGGCUGACAUUGAAUGUCUAGUUGUAACCGCGCAUCCGGAUGAUGAAUGCAUGUUCUUUGGACCAACGAUCAUACGACUUGUUGAAUGUAAUGUCAACGUGCAUUUGCUGUGUUUAUCGGAAGGGAACUACUACAAUCACGGUGCUAAACGUAAGCAAGAACUUUUCAACAGCUGUGCUAAACUGGGCAUACCAUCCUCCAGAAUUACCAUUCUAGACCACAAGAACCUUCCAGACUAUCCCAAAGCAGAAUGGAGAGUCUCCCUGGUCACCUCGAUAAUUGCGAAACACUUGAGAGCUCACAUUUUCAACAUGGUGCUGACCUUCGAUGGGAGAGGAGUGAGUGGCCAUAGCAAUCACGUAGCAAUCUAUAAAGCUGUCAGGCACCUCGCUUCCACUGACCAAGUACCCAAUGACUGCCGUUUGCUCUCCUUGGUGACUGUCAGCUUGCUCAGGAAAUAUGUUUCCUUCUUGGAACUUCCUCUCAGCUGGCUACUUCCCUCAUCACUCAGCUGCAUAAUAGGCUCAGAGGGCUACAGGCAGUGCAAAGCCGCCAUGCUUUGUCAUCGCACUCAACUGGUUUGGUUUCGGUAUCUGUACAUCAUUUUCUCACGCUACAUGUUCGUCAACACAUUCCAGAUGAUUCCACAUGGACCAAAGGUUAAUAAAAUGUAUUAGAAGGUGACCACAAUUUUUUUUUUCACUUGUAGCUCUUUUUUUAAUCGAAUUAGCUGGUUAUAUAGAAAGGGUAAUAAUGGACCAUAUGCACAGGAACACAUUUCUGGUGGAGUAGACAUCAUUUACGAUAACUUAAUUUCAAGAAAUAGCGAGUAAACCCUGACAAGUUUGACACUGUCAUUGUUGUCACAAUGCAUCUAGCAACCGACCAGAAUAGGCCACCUGACAUUAAAUGCUGAAAUGCUGCGUGCAUGAAGUCCACAUGAGGUCACCAGUGUAAUAAAAGCAAUGACCUAAAACUCACAACAUGAAUCAGUUUUGCC